Molecule: messenger RNA, 2248 nt
Organism: Aedes aegypti (yellow fever mosquito)
Lineage: Eukaryota; Metazoa; Arthropoda; Insecta; Diptera; Culicidae
Exons: 9
Coding region: 274-1635 (453 amino acids)
Source: RefSeq, a predicted model, not a curated record
CCGAAGUCAGUCUGCCAGUGGUACCGAUCCCGGUGCUGGUUUCAAGUUCAUUCCGUGUUUGGACCUCGCGCAAAACGGUCGUAUCUCUACUAACUGGUCUGCUAGUCGCGCUGUGUGUUUUCGUGAAGAAGACGACGACAUCUCGAUAAGUGAUCGUGUGAAUAGUAAAACAUCACCAAGCCGGAAGCUGCCGCUUUCUUGAAUGAACAACUGACGGGAGCUGAUGCGGCGAACAUCACAGCAUAACUGCUGAUAAUUGGAAACUGGAAAGAAAUGGAGCGCUUAAGCACUAGAAUGGUGCAGAAUCGACACUUCCGGAUAUUGGUGAUGGCUUUUGCGGUGCUUCUUCCACUGGCCCGAGCGCAAGACUACGAUGUGACUGACAUCCAGUGCUCGUUUGCCUCGCAGGGGUCCAACUUGGGUGACAUCAUAACGGCCAAGCUGAAGAAACCGAUCGGUUUCAAGGGGGCACCCUUGUUUGCAGACGAUCGCGCCGUCAAUCCCGAAGCCGACUUCGCAUGCUCCAUCAAGCAGGACCGGAAAGACCCCAGCGAGCUCAGCUUCGACCUCAAGAUCACCGACUUCUCACGGUGCGGUGUGCUGAAGAGGAAUGGUUUCGUACACGUACGGAUCUGGUUCCCACAGUUCCCGUCAGUUGUGAUGCAGUCCGAUCAGGAAUUGAUCAUCAUGUGUAAACCCCCGGAGCCCACAGUUAUUCAGAAUAAGGCCGCCGGUUUUGCUGGAAGUUUCCCCCAUGGAGCACGUGUCUCCGGUGUUGUCGAAGAAACUCCCGGCCGUCUGGAAUAUGAAGUAGCGCUUUACAAGGAAGCUCCUCCGAUCGCUCGAAUUGCUGGCAUGAAAAACCAUUCAUCCAACUCUCUACCUUCGGUUACGAAUAAUGAGGUUCCAGUGGAUCAAGCAGUCCCUAUUGGAACGAAACUGCAACUGCGGGCUCGCAUCAGUGCUCAAAGCGUCUGGAAAUAUGUCAAACUGCUGGAAGUGACUGUUUCACCCGAUCCAGAUGAUCCACAUGCUUCCGGAUCGGUGUCUUUGGUUCGCGAUGGAUGUCGUAAUCGAGAUUUCGCCUCGAUCAUUCCUCAUCAGCCCGCUCGAUAUCGGGACAAGCCCAAUGAGGUCUUCCUGGACUUUGAAGCUUUCCUGCUUAGCUCGAUGAAGGAACGAAGCACUCUCUGGAUCCACUCACAGAUCAAGGCCUGCAUGGACGCGAUGGAUUGUCAACCGGAUUUUUGCUUGGAUCUCUACGAGCCUACCAAGCGGAAAGGUCUUGGAAGACGUCGUCGUUCUGCAGGAGAAAUAGCUUAUGGAAAUCUCAUAUCAAUGAUCGGACACGAUCGGCAUCGUAGGGCUUCCCUGAACACGACCGAGUUCACCAAAUUCAAAGAAAAUAUAGAAUAUACUGUGAUCAUGCCCGGACAGUAUGACGACAUGAGGUACAAAGAGGUGCCUGAUCAGUGCAAGAACUUUGUGAUGAUCUCCGGAUUACUAGCUGGAUUGCUGGCGCUUUCGACUAUAAUUACUUGUGGUUUGGCAUCACGACUCCAAGGUAACGGGAAGAAGUCCUCGAUAGAUGAGCUCAAUGUUAAGGGCUAUUCUGGCCGGGCAAUUGUACAGUAAUGCGAAUCAGCUCUCAUUCCAAUCGACCAUCCAGUUCAUCACCGUGAUCCAAAAUAUUACAUCAAAGAUUAACUCCCUGUUCCCAUUAUUCAAUAGUUCACCCCGUAAACAAACUAGUUAUGAGCGCUACAGAAUACUGUAUAAACUUAAGAAGCUAGACAAAACAAAUACUUAGAUCGUAAGGUGUAGCACCCAUUUUAGACGUCGAAGAAGAAACGGAAACUGGCCACACUGAAGCAUGAGCCCAAUUUUUAAACCUUACUACGUUUUCGAAGAGUGAAACACUCCUUUAAAAAUUGGGCUUACCAGUUAGGGAACCAGUGCUGCGUGUAGAAAAAAAAUCCAAGGGUAAAAGCAAUCGCACUCGUAAAGUAGACUGCAUUUUGAUUCUUUUAGAGCAAGAACCGAUGUUAGCGAAGACCGGACGUUGGCAGAGCUGCCAGCAGAAGCAUUUAAUGUUAUCGGAUAUUUAUUUAUAUUUUCUUUGUAAGAUUAUUUUAACUGACUAACAAGUUUGAGCGAAGGGUGCCCGUGCGUGUCGAAUCUUUUCGAACUUGGAAUGCAUUGUACAGUGAUUUUAUUCGUAAAUAAAUAGUUGAGUUUAAAUAAAAGA